Hyaloscypha bicolor E is the source of this 820-nucleotide messenger RNA. RefSeq lists its product as uncharacterized. NCBI's taxonomy places the organism in Eukaryota, Fungi, Ascomycota, Leotiomycetes, Helotiales, Hyaloscyphaceae. The record is from RefSeq and is a predicted model, not a curated record. Bases 217 to 477 code for a protein of 86 amino acids. The transcript has a single exon.
CCAAUUAGGACAACAAAGCCUUCCUCACCUUCACUGCAGGAGAUAGCUGGAGGUCACUUUCAACAAAUGCAAAAUGGUAAGAUUGGGCUUUCUUUGAUCACUGCCAAGUCACUAAUAGAAGUACCCAGGCAUCAAAAGCGGAUUUGUCAACUGAUCCGCCCUGCCAUUCUCGAGCCGUGAGUCACAUAGUUGCACCCGCAUUUGCCUCUUCUAACGAUGUCUGAAAGUGCGCAAUACAAGGUCAGCAUGCUUGCUGUAUGUGGGCGGAAGCCCCCCAAUGCUAAUGAGUCGUUCAAAGAUUGCUUGGCGAAGAACUCCUACAACGAAGCCAAGUGUAGGUCGCAAGUCGAUGCUCUCUAUAAGUGCUGCAAUGCGUUUUAUGCUCAAAAUGGAGACAAUGCGAAAUCAGCCAGUUGCCCCAAGGCGAGUCUGUUGAAGUUGAAAAUGAAGCAGAGGGCGGACGAAGGGUCAAAGUGACCUGGCGAAUGAAGCUGGAGGCCCACCAGGCCCUAGAAUGUAUGCUGCACCAGGAAACAGGCACUAAAGAUACUUGGGAAAGAAUAGUCCUAUGGGAAUGAGAAUAUGACACUCCAAGUUUACUGCCCGCCGUCAGCCCAAAGAUCAGGGAACGGAAACAGGGAGUGUCGAAUUUGCUCUUGGCGAUCAUGAGCGCGCAUAGAGGUCCGAAGGACCUGAACAAGCAAUGAUGGUUACUCCUUAGGAGGCUUAUCCCGAGACUCUAUUAAGAUGGCCUGUUUUAGACAUUAUGUGUAGGAAAAGAGACGGAAGAAUUUUGUAGCUUUAAAAGGUUAGCUAGCGC